UAAGACUUGUCACGCUGCGGUGGGGAACAGUGCCAUAGAGUAGGCAAGUUAAAAGCCAUAAAGGCGACCCAUCUGCAGAACCCAGAAGACACAUAAACCAACUCCACGUAAACCAACUCCUCUCUGAUUCAAAUAUGAACCCAGUUCGUUCGUCGGACAAGUCCAUGGUCCAAGAUAUGCUCCUGGAAUUCAAUAGGGUGAAUCCCAUCCUGAUCGCUCGGGAUGCUCUGCAUGAAUACGAUACCGAGGUCAGAGUGCGCCCAUGUGGUUGGAAGGGCUGCAGGAUGCACAUUCCUGUGGAGCUCAAGCAGGUUUCUAAACACCUUAAGCAAUAUCAUGGUAUCAACACCAGCGCCACCAGCGAGGACACGGAAAAAACUACAUGUCUUUGGAGCGGUUGUCUUGAUACCCAUACCAAACCAGGCAAUCUCUCCCGUCAUGUCCUGACGCGCCAUCUUGGAGUACGGUGGAUUUGCUCGCAUUGUCAGUCCUCACUCUCGCGGGAGGACGCCUUUCGACGGCAUUCGCUCGAACGACCGGACUGUCAGUCUGCGGAAGUCGUUGUUAACUACGGGGACGGAUCACAAGUGAUUGACUUAGUGUACAUUGACGGUGGUUGGUCAGCUAGCCAGAACGUCAUGUUGAUAUAGUCCUCAGUGUUAUAGUUAUCUUACAGUGACAUCCGUAUCGCCUUGUAUUCCAACCUCAUAUGCAU
Molecule: messenger RNA, 715 nt
Organism: Suillus fuscotomentosus
Lineage: Eukaryota; Fungi; Basidiomycota; Agaricomycetes; Boletales; Suillaceae
Exons: 2
Coding region: 135-650 (171 amino acids)
Source: RefSeq, a predicted model, not a curated record